ACAUAUAUUUUCAUAAAACAAUGUUUACACCUUUUUGCAAAAUGGAAACACGUGAUCAUUACGUUCCCGCCACACCACCGGAAUAUCAAUCGAAUGGUAUUCCUCUGGAAGGAAGCCAAACAGAUGGAUCUUAUUACGACACCUGUGCAACAUCCGGCAGUUUUGAUCGAGUCGGAAGCCUCUAUCAUAAUGUUUAUUGUGUGAAAAGUGUGCCCUACCAUGGUGGAGAUUUGUGUCCCAACUAUUGGAUUAAAAAUUACACGUCGCAAGCUUCUCCGGGAUAUGCAGAAUCACAGCCUUUCAUCAGCUCAUCCGAAGAUCAUCGAUAUCCAGCAGUCCAGACAACCUCCCAGUAUUCUUACGAACCUCAUUGUGUCCAACAACCAAACAGUGGUGAACUGGAUGUGUGCAAUUAUGGUACCAAUAGCUUUCAAGAAUCGACCGUUAUAAGUGGAAAUAAUUCAUGUUCUUAUGAUGGCUUCGAUGCCAUGUUUAAUGUUGCUCCCACGCCCAAUGACAUAUACUCAAACAAAAUAAGUGACCACAGUGCAUCCCAGUGUAGUAAACCGGAAGCUACGGAUGACACAGGAUAUUUGGAAGACCCAAACAGUGGCAUCGAUCAUUUGAGUGUAGGACGCAGUGCAACCGAUGGUAACGAAUCCAUUUCACCAAAAGAUGCAACCAUCGAGAAACAUAACCAUAAUUCCACCGAUAUGGAUGGCGUCAUCACACCGAUAGGGACUCCAACCAAAACUACCACCAGAAACACGAGCGGAAGCAAUCGGAAGGAACGAACGGCUUUCACUAAGACUCAGGUAAAGGCACUAGAAGCAGAAUUUGCCCACUCCAACUACCUGACCCGCCUGAGACGGUACGAAAUUGCUGUCGCCUUGUAUCUCAGCGAACGGCAGGUCAAAGUGUGGUUUCAAAAUCGUAGGAUGAAAUGGAAACGUAUUAAAACUAGUUCUUCAAACUCAUCUAAGGAGAAACAAUCUACAUAAUCUGAUAAGCAAAAAAAUACAUUAUUUAUUAAACUUACAUUAAUCACUUAUUGACAUCCAUUGGG
This is a messenger RNA of Ochlerotatus camptorhynchus, 1066 nucleotides long. RefSeq names its product homeobox protein Hox-B5b-like. Lineage: Eukaryota; Metazoa; Arthropoda; Insecta; Diptera; Culicidae. The record is from RefSeq and is a predicted model, not a curated record. Gene Ontology annotation, cellular component: nucleus. Gene Ontology annotation, biological process: positive regulation of transcription by RNA polymerase II. The coding region runs from base 21 to 1001 and encodes 326 amino acids. The transcript is spliced from 3 exons. Gene Ontology annotation, molecular function: RNA polymerase II cis-regulatory region sequence-specific DNA binding; DNA-binding transcription factor activity, RNA polymerase II-specific.